This is a messenger RNA of Bursaphelenchus okinawaensis, 2127 nucleotides long. NCBI's taxonomy places the organism in Eukaryota, Metazoa, Nematoda, Chromadorea, Rhabditida, Aphelenchoididae. The record is from the annotation of a GenBank genome assembly.
AUGUGUGACGAUUCUUUCGCCGCCAGCACCACUAAAUUCGGCAACCAAAGCCUGUUGUGGAGCCCAGCAGAUGACCCGGAGCGCGUCUACACCUUCAUCAGGAAACAGACGAGGUUCAACAAGACGGACCAAAAAAACUACCACUAUUAUGUGUGCCAGGACUGCAGACUGAUCAGGGACAAGCAGGUGAAGGACAAAGUUAACAUUGUAAGCUGGAGUGCUCCACGAAUCACAUUGACAGAGGAUAUGAAGAUGGUAAAGUCUCCCACGGAGACAUUGCACCUCCAUAUGUGUGCCAGAAAGACUAGAGACACUGUUAGGGAGUGUAGGAAGUAAGUUUUUAUGUUUUUGAUGGAGGGAAAAUAUUGAGCAUUCUUGUCACUAAGUUUAAUAUGGUUCUGAUAUUGAAACUUCGCAAAAAUGAGGGUUUUGAACAAAUUUUUCUAUGUUAACAUAGAGAUGUCUUGGUUAAAAUUGACUUUUCGACUAUUGUAAAUUAGACUUUUGAACUGAAUUUGACUUUUAAAUAAUCAGCAAAAGCCGUAAAUUGUUUUAGAAAGAUUAAUUUGAAGCUUUUUUUUACGUUUUGGGUCGUUUUUGGCUUCUAUAUGUUAAUAUAGAGGUGUGUUGGUGAAGAUCAGUUUUUCGCCUAUUACAACUCUGUGUUUUGAACUGAAAUAGAUAUUAAAAUGAUCUGAAAAUGCUGUUUAUUAUUUUAGAAUUAAUAAUUAGAAGUAUUAUUAAGAAUUUGAGUUGUUUUUAGCCUAUGUUAAUAUAGAAGUGUCUUGAUAAAAGCUCAUUUUUCGUUGUUCUUCCUGUAACUUUUAACGCCUAUUUGAUCUUGAAAUUCGAAUUAUAGAGAAAACUUACUUUUUUGCUAAAAAAAUAGGUUUUACUAAAGUAUUUCAGGUUGAAGUCAAGUUUAUCUUAAGUUUUUCAUGAAUAAUAUAGGGAUAUUAAUGAAAAAUGUUUGUUUCUUUGAGUUUUAUAUGUGUUUACAGCUUUAUAUUGAUUGUAAAUUAAUGUUUAAAAGCUUAUCUGUAAAAUAGAGAUAUAACUGUUACCUAAAUUUCUAUUUAUUACCUAAAUUGACGCUUAAAUCGAUGGAUGCACAAGAUUUCUUGAUAAAGAUUGUUUUCAACUUGAUUUUACAGUGAUUUAUACCUAUUUUAUUCUAGGCUGGACAUUUAUGAUGAAAAAGCAUCAUUGGGAAGGAGAUCAGGAGGCUCAUCGCCAUCAACUGACGCAGCUCCAUCCCCAUUCUUGGUCGCUUCAAGCCCUCCUCCCAUGGUUGGUAUCGACUGGUCGUCGUUCGCAUCGGCUCUAUUGGCCCAGAAUAAUGGAAACAUGAGUGGUUUUGGCAACAAUGAGCCAGUUUUCCGGCCAAUCAAGCAAGAAGUACCUGAUGUUAUGGCCUCGAUUACACCUACAACAACAUGGUUUCGUGCUCCGGCUGUAUCGCCAGCUUUACCGGCUUCAGCUUCAGAGUACGGUGUGCAAAUUGGAUCUGCGGCUUCUCCAGCUUCUUCUUCGGCUUCUUCUAGUUCUGGAGCAGUUUCAUCGUCAUCCACUUCUGUAGCGCCUUCAUCGUCAUCAAGCUCUCCAGCAGCUUCAGCAACGUCAGGUUUUGAUUCAAAGGCCAAAUCAACAUCGUUAACCUCGGAUUCAGAAUCCAACUCAGCUUCAUCAGAUUCUGAAGCCAAGCCUUCAUCUUCAAGCUCAGAUUCGGCCGAACCACCAAGAAGAAAGACCUCAAAAAGAAGCCUAAACCAGAUCAGUGAAGUUUUGAUGAAGAAGCGAUGUGAAGAACAUCCGUUAAGAACGUUGUACCCAACGUACGAUGCUCUACUUGGCUUCACUGUUCAGUUGCUGAAGGAGAGAGAGGAGAUUGAGGCUAAGAAGAAGAUGGAAGAGUCGAAGAAGGCCAACAAGAAGCCAAUGGAGAAGAGAAAGACGAUGGAUAAGAAGUCAAGGGAAGGCAAGACGAUGGUCGAGGCUGGUGUGAUGACAAUGGAUAAAGAAAAGCCAGUCGAAUCACAGAAUAAUGUUGACAUGGACAAGCUGGCUCAUAUUUUGCCGGCGUUGAAGAUGUUCUUGGCCAAUAACAUGGUACAACAACAAACUUAG